Messenger RNA from Paecilomyces variotii, 757 nucleotides. RefSeq lists its product as hypothetical. The transcript is spliced from 3 exons. NCBI's taxonomy places the organism in Eukaryota, Fungi, Ascomycota, Eurotiomycetes, Eurotiales, Thermoascaceae. The record is from RefSeq and is a predicted model, not a curated record. The coding region runs from base 59 to 565 and encodes 168 amino acids.
GUGCAUCGGCUUCAAAAGAAGCUGUUUCUGCGCCGCGAGUGGCUUCAUCGUCGAUGUGAUGAACAAAGCGUCCGCUCUAGCGUCCGUCGCUCUGUCCAGUCAUCUGGCUUAUCCACUGCCUGUCGCUGGAAACGAAACGGUUCAUCCUGGGAGUCUUCUUCCUUCUAGCAGUAUGCUCAAUUGCUCCCAAGUCCAAUCAUCCCAGAGAUACCGUUGCUGGUGCCCUCUGGCUGGCGCCCUCCAGCAUGGAUUCCGGCGCCAACAGAUUCAUUCGAGGUUGCUUGCCCGACUGUCCCCCGCUUUUUUUAGAAGACGGUCAAGACGCGGGAUCAUUGAUAUUGAGAGGCACCGGGACUACGGCCAUGAAAGUCGUGUGUUCUUGUCAUCGUCUUUCCUUUCUUAUUUCACAGCUUAUGCUUCUUCGUCUAGGCGUUUUGUUGUAUACAUUUUGUUCCAACCUGCGCAGGUCUCGCGGAAGGUCGCACAGGACGGGUUCCAGAUCAGCAGAUCCGAGAAUCGCCUCGAUUACAAGGGAGUUAACCUCAUUAAUAUUUACUCGAGGUGACACCUGAGCUAGCUUAGGGUUGUUUUUUUCUUUCGCAAGUUUGCUCCGUUUUGUGAAGUAUCAAAAGGGGGCAUUUUUGCGACUGAGAACCCAGCUCGAUCUAGGUAAACAGCCAUCGGGUCUGUUCAAAUUAUCGACCCUACUGUCGCACUGUCGUUGAGAGCUGGUCUUUCAACUCUAAUAAUUUCUGGU